This is a messenger RNA of Ictidomys tridecemlineatus (thirteen-lined ground squirrel), 1420 nucleotides long. The record is from RefSeq and is a predicted model, not a curated record. Lineage: Eukaryota; Metazoa; Chordata; Mammalia; Rodentia; Sciuridae.
AAAAAAAAAAGCCUUUCCCAACAAACUCGGGUUCCGCUGGCAGUGAGACCGGAGGAGACCCAGCGCUUCCUUCCGGGAGCGAGGCCUCCGAAUCCUCCGUCUUCCCAGAAGCCCCUGCCAGGCCUCAACGAGAUAAAAAGGCGGGAGGAGACUCCUUGGCUCUGGCUUUGGAGUGUUGGUCUUCAGGCCUGAUCUGUGCUUCUGACUGUAGCUCCAUUCCUCAGGAAAGGACGAGGCAGGACAGGAUGUCGAGGGCUCCAGGGCUCCCAAGGCCUAGGAGUGGGGUGGCCUUGUGGUCUUUACGGGUCUACACCUACAAGAAGCGGGCAGGCCAGAGGCUCAAUGUAACUCCGACUCCUAACCAAGGCCUGCCCCUGAGGACACAGGCCCGGCCAGGCCUGAAGGGGAAAGGCAAACAGCACGGUUUGCCGAAGAUAGCAGAGACUGAGCAGAGCAGGCAGGGAGCUAGCAGCUCUGCAUUGCCAAGCACUCAGUUAAGAAUUACAGGAGAGACAAGCCUGAAAGAAAAUAGCACUCAAGAAGAGACCCAGGAUGAGAAGAUGGCUCCAUUGAGUGACUCAGUGACUGAGGACCUCCAGGUUGAUAGUAGUUCAUCUAAUAGUGAACUAAUAUCAGGACUAAGUUUGCCAUGUGAUGUUUCCAGUUCUCUCCUGAGCUGUUCAACCACAGAGUCUUAUACAGAACACAAGAGUAUUGAAGAGGAAUUAGAUAGUUUCUCAUCACCUGAACUGUUCAGAGGAUCAGAUUAUUUUGAUUGGGAGUAUCCCAAGAUGAAAGAACAAAAGCAAUGUAAGAACUCUACUCUUCUGGAUAACAGUAAAGCAGUAACAAUAGAGAAGGUGCCGCAGUUUUCAGACUUCUCUGCAAUUCUGAACACCUCUUUAGAAAACUAUCAAAAAUGCCACAGAAAAAAAUUUGGACAGUGGCCUCAUGGAGGAAAACAAAAUAAAUGACAAGUAUCCCCACCCCUCCCGCUUCUGUGCAGAAUUUGUGAAAGAUAAGGUCAAAACCCAGUUGUCAAAACCUAGUUCUGCCAGCAUUAGCCUAUCAUCUCUCUCCAAGCUAUUUCAGAAGAGGCUAAGAGUAUAUGGAGUAUAUAUGAAAAGACCUCAAGAAUGCCUGUUUCUUUAAUACUAGUUAUUUGUGUCAUGUACAAGGAGUGUGGAGAUUUUUUUCCUCAUCUCAACACAAGUAAGAAGCUACAAGAGGACCAUUUAGAACAGUCAACCUAUAUCCCUUGGAAUUUAGUUGUUGACUCACACCUGAAAAAUCUAAAGGCAAGAGUUAGAUUCUUUGAAAUGGAAGAAUAGGAAGUUAGAGGUACUUUCAGAGUUUGUCACAACAAAGAUUUGUGCACAAUACCUAUAGGUCAGGCAUGAAUUCUAAAGAAGGGGGCCAA